Aedes albopictus (Asian tiger mosquito) is the source of this 2133-nucleotide messenger RNA. RefSeq lists its product as uncharacterized. The transcript is spliced from 3 exons. NCBI's taxonomy places the organism in Eukaryota, Metazoa, Arthropoda, Insecta, Diptera, Culicidae. The coding region runs from base 1 to 741 and encodes 246 amino acids. The record is from RefSeq and is a predicted model, not a curated record.
AUGCUACUAUUCCCCGGGGACCGAUGGCGUCUGAGUCUGGAAGUGCUGCUGCUAUCGUCGGUGAUGCUGUGUAUAGUGUUGUCUCACGCCACUCUUCUCUGGGCUGUAUCGUCAUCGCAGCACAGUCAUCAUCAUUGUAGAGUACGCACGGAGGAACAAACACUGCUGUUUGGGAAUAACAACAAGAGGAGUCGCAGUCGUCGUCAGUGGAAAAAAGUGCCCCGACCGAAGCCUACACAGAGUAGGCUAGACUGCAUAAGCCAGCGGCGGCAGUCAUCGGCAACAGCAGCAGCAUUGAGCAGUGAAGCACCGGAGGACGGGAUCGAAGGUGUGUUUCGACCGGGACGAAAAGAGAGAACCCCCGGACCCCGACACCGACGGAUCGUCAUCAUCAUCAUCGUCUCCGUCACAGUCGUCGUCGCCGUCGUCGACCGUGUCUGGGAGACCACCACCGGAGGAGUAGCUGGCUGGCUGACUGGCUGGACACUUUCAAGAUCUCACACACCAACACACAGCACACCAAGUGACUCGGUUUCUCUGUGUGCGCGGCGAAUCGAACCCGUUGCUUUCAUCUCGGAAGAUUUGGACCCGCCGUCGGUCAACUUCCGAAUAUCAGAAAAUAGCAUUCCAUGGGACAAAGUUGUGCCGCUCGGAAAGGUCGCGCUACCCGAUACGGAAGAUGAAGAAAACGAGGGGGGAGUAGCCAGUGGGGAAGAUGUAAUUGUUUUCGCUACGGUGUGAAGUGCUCUCUGUGUGGGAAGAAUUUCGGAAGCAAAGAAGGGGGAAUCGAUCAGGGAAAGCAAGUGAGAAAAAGGUGUGAAAUAAAAUGAAACUAGUGUAUCGAGAUCGAUUUUUCUUCGACGGCAACGAUCAACUGCUGCUGCUAGGCUGUCGUAGUGAGAAUGCUGCUGUUGCCCUCCAGGAACGUUGGUUGUCAUCUGGUACGUCUACGGCAACAACUUCCUGUUCCUCCUGCUGCAGUUCCUGGCAGAGUCCCGAAUUCUGCCACGAAGAAAUUCGAGACUGUCAGCAUUACUGCUGUCGCUGGAACAGCAACUCUCAACUUCAAGAGCAAUCGGUUCUCGAGAGAUCAUCAAGCGUGUCGUCGAUUAUCCACGGUAAUAGCCGCAACGUCGACAGGUCUCACCGCUGCCACCUGCAGCAGUAACGUCUUCCAGUGCCGCCCGUCCAGAGCCUACUAUUGGCAUCGUGUGGCUGGUAGAGACCCUCUCCGCAACACUGCCGAUCCGAGAAGGCGUUCGAAGCGGUACAGCAGGUGUACCAUAACCACCCACCCUUUCAGUGAAAUACCUUCGGUCAGUAAGCUAUAGCAACAAGGCAAAAACUGACCACCCAAAAGCAGUCGUAUUGUAGGGAAAAAGGAAAAAAAGUGCAUCGAAAAAUUGUGUAUAGUUCUUUUUUGAGAGUAUAUGUUCAUUGAAAGAAAAGCAAAAUAGUUUAUUACCCCCUGAAUACUGUGUGCAUUGGAACGAGAGCAGAGACUCGUCGAACAGAAGAAAAAGAAGAAGAGGAAAACGACGGAGAAAGACUCCACCGUGAAAGCAGCGAAAUAUACAGGGAAGAAAGAAGAAACCCCCAAGUGAAAAAAAAGUUACAAGAAACAAAGUGUCAGAAGCAGCAUAAUAUAAGCGCAAGAGACGUACGUACGUGAGAAAAAGAUAGCCCUGGCGGACGAAGACGACGGCGACAACGAAGAAGAAGAACCCGAAGCAGAGAAACAACAACAACAACAAGUAGAAGACGACGCCGAGAAUCAUACCUCUCUUCAUUCAUAAGCAAUGAAUAGGAAUAUAGUAAAAUUCUAUGCAAUACUAUUCAUCAUGCUGUCAUCAGUUGUGUUAAUCACAGGUGGGUCUGCUCCUUUUGUAGUUACAUUUUUUUCCAGCGGGUUGAUUUCCAUAGAAGGGUAUAAUUGUCAUUUAAAAACAAACAUUUGCGAACAUAGUGCUGAUGGUUCGUUCAGUCUCAUACAGAAAUAAAUUCUGUUGGCCUGCGUAAACGCAGUGUUAGACGGGUGGAGUGAGCAAAUUACCUUAUUAUUGCAGGGGUGUUCCAACUGCCACUCGCAACAAUCGUGACUUUCGUGAAUUUGUAGUGGUUUCACUGUCAAAG